Lentinula edodes (shiitake mushroom) is the source of this 2361-nucleotide messenger RNA. Its product is annotated as glyoxal oxidase N-terminus-domain-containing protein. The transcript has 4 exons. NCBI's taxonomy places the organism in Eukaryota, Fungi, Basidiomycota, Agaricomycetes, Agaricales, Omphalotaceae. The record is from RefSeq and is a predicted model, not a curated record. The coding region runs from base 1 to 2361 and encodes 786 amino acids.
AUGCUCGCGUCUAUUUUCUUGCCAGCCUUAUGGUUAGCAUCGCCAGUCAUAGCAGGCAAGGCUGGCUCUUUUGCCGAUGGUGGGAACACUCAAGUCAGCGCUAUGAUGAUGUUCGUGGGUAACAAGGAUAAGGUCUACAUCAUUGACAAGGCGGAGGGAAACGCCGCCCAAAUCAAGGAGCAUCCUGCAUGGGGCGCGGUUUGGGAUUUCAAUACUCACCAAACUGAGGUUAUGGACAUCAAGACCAACGUCUUCUGCGCUUCUGGAAUGCACCUUCCCAAUGGCUCGUACGUCACAUUUGGAGGAAACGGGGCCAUCGCACCGGGCGGUAACAUUGGCUCAGUUCCAAAUGGCCAGGGUGCCGCAUCUUACGACGCCACUUAUCAAGACUAUGACGGUUCCAAGUCUAUUCGAAUACUCAAUCCUUGCACGGACACCGAUGACUUCACCUCUACAAAUUGUCAAUGGUUCGAUAAUCCCGAUGUCCUUUCCAUGCAGAAAAAGCGAUGGUAUUCCGCCGCCGAACCUCUCGGUGAUGGAUCUGUAGCACUCAUUGGCGGUUUCGUGAACGGAGGCUACAUCAACCGAAACACCCCCAACACGGAUCCUGAGUUAGAGGGCGGUGCAGCAGAACCGACUUAUGAGUUUUAUCCUUCUAACGGGCGCAACGCAACUGUGAUGCAAUUCAUGAUCAAGACGUCUGGUCUGAACGCGUACGCGCAUACGUAUCUGAUGCCUUCGGGAAAGAUGCUCGUACAGGCGAAUAUCUCUACCAUGCUGUGGGAUCCCGAUAGCAAUACUGAAACCGAUCUUCCGGCCAUGCCAGGUAAUGUUGCGCGCGUUUACCCCGCCUCAGGUGCAGUGGCCAUGCUUCCUCUUACUCCUGCCAACAAUUACACCCCCACCGUCAUUUUCUGCGGAGGCUCUGAUAUGCCAGAUUCUCUCUGGGGUAACUAUUCCUUCCCUAAUACGGACACUUGGUUGUAUCCCGCGUCUAAAGAUUGUCAACGCAUCACUCCUGAACCGGCCGACGGUUCAGCGCCUGUCUACGUUCAAGACGAUGACAUGAUCGAAGGUCGUACCAUGGGCCAGUUCAUCAUUCUUCCCGAUGGAAAAAUGUUGGUUGUAAAUGGCGGUCUGAACGGCACUGCGGGGUACGCCACUAACACGGGAACGACUCUAUCUUACAGCCAGAUGCCCUUUGGAAUGUCACUGGCCUCUGGACCUGUCGGGACUCCAGCUUUGUAUGAUCCUAAUGCACCUGUUGGUAGUAGGUGGUCAAACUCCGGUUUCUCAACGUCUAAUAUUGCCCGACUUUAUCAUUCCUCUGCGAUCUUACUUCCUGAUGCAUCCGUCCUCAUUGCGGGCUCUAAUCCGAACGUCGAUGUCAAUCUGACAACAUACUUCCCCACCACGUACCAGGCCGAAAUCUUCUACCCAGCUUAUUUUUCUGCCACCACUCGCCCCAUUCCAUCUGGUAUUCCCACCACUUUAUCUUACGGUGGAGAUUCUUUCGAUAUCACUGUGCCUGCGUCUUCAUAUUCGGGCUCGGGUAACGACGCGGCUGAUAAUACCACCGUCGUGGUCGUUCGACCGGGGUGGACCACUCACGGAAUGAAUAUGGGUCAAAGAUUUCUCCAGCUGAACAAUACCUACACCGUGAACUCGGACGGCUCUCUUACAUUGCACACGGCCCAGAUGCCUCCGAACCCCAACAUUUUUCAACCGGGGCCGGCUAUGGUCUUUGUCGUCGUCAAUGGUAUCCCAUCGAAUGGGUCAUUCGUAAUUGUUGGCAGCGGCAACGUUGAAACUCAAGCUACCGCAGCUGCUAGUGUGCUACCUGCCAGCGUGCUUUUGAGCGGCGCGAGCGGUAGUGCCGAUGGUUCCAGUACUUCAUCUGGUGACAACGCUACUAAUGCCAGUGGUAGUACAGUCUCACAUACGGCAGUUAUCGUAGGCACUGUCGUAGCAGGAAUAAUUAUUCUGGGUGUCAUCGGUGCGCUUAUUGGUGUUUGCGCAUCUCGCCGUCGUAGAGCGGCUGCCCAGAAAAACCCCAAUGUAUCCUCUUAUGCAAUGAGCAACACUCCUCUUGGUUCAAAGACACUCGGUGCCGGAGGUUACGGUGGUGGCCUACGGAGCUCUGAUUCUAGUGCAUUCUCGUUACAGCGGGAUUUUAACGAUAGUCAGCAGUGGUCCGGCAGUAGUGCGAAUUUGACUGGUGAUGGCAGGCUUUCACCUUACCAUGACGCUCCACCUUAUCUAGAGGAUUCAAGAGGACCUCAUGGAAUGAGUAUGGAGCUGGAUCCAUAUGCUGCGCAAUCGAGGAUGAGUACGACUUCACCGCAUGGACAAGGGUACUAA